AUGAUGCACUACAUGUUGUUAUUUAGUCGACAAGGCAAAUUACGGUUGCAGAAGUGGUACGUAGCUCAUCCAGAUAAGGUAAGGCUGAGAAAAUAUAAAUACAAAUUAUUCGGGUAAUUCAGGUAAAGAAGAAGAUCACACGAGAACUGGUCGCCUUAAUAUUAGCGAGAAAACCGAAGAUGUGUUCGUUUUUGGAGUACAAAGACCUGAAGGUGGUGUAUAAAAGGUAAGUGUUUGUCAGAUUUGGCUUUAUAUUUUUAGGUAUGCCUCCCUUUAUUUCUGUUGUGCGGUGGAACAGUCAGACAACGAACUGCUGUGUCUCGAAAUAAUCCAUCGCUACGUUGAAUUGCUGGAUCGUUAUUUCGGAUCGGUAAAUUAAUUUUAUUUUGGUAACUGCUUUUUUAGGUAUGUGAAUUGGAUAUAAUUUUCAACUUCGAGAAAGCGUAUUUUAUUUUGGAUGAAUUCUUGUUGGCUGGGGAAAUGCAGGAAAGUAGUAAGAAACAGGUUCUGAAGGCAAUAAGUGCUCAAGAUCUUCUCCAAGACGAGGAGACAGAACAAGGCCUUUUCGAGGACAAUGGUCUUGGAUAA
Messenger RNA from Bursaphelenchus xylophilus (pine wood nematode), 588 nucleotides. The record is from the annotation of a GenBank genome assembly. NCBI's taxonomy places the organism in Eukaryota, Metazoa, Nematoda, Chromadorea, Rhabditida, Aphelenchoididae.